AUGUGCAUCACCGGGCAGAUCCCCGACCCCACCACGCCCGGGGUCUGGUGGCGGGACGACCGCAAAUGGCGCCGGUACGAAAGCACGGAGACUGACGUCAUCAAAGAGGGCCUCCGUAACUCCCAGAAAUGGGUGACUCUCGAAGGGGUGAAUAACCUCCUCUUUGGCUCCCGUGUAACGUACACCGUCGAUCUGCGGAUCAUGCAGCAGAAGAGCCCAGGUGGCUUCAUGCGCCCGGUUCUGAUCGUGGACGGGGCGGGGGCCGAAGGGGGUCCGGGAGAAGUUCAGAAUGGGCAAGCGCUGGCUGCAAACGAGUGCCCGCCGUUCCUCCGCAUCUGGCAGCGAGAGUCCGGAUCGAGCCGAUGGAACCUGAUCCCCAACAUUGCGGCGCGCUUUCUGCUGCGCGUUACAAAGACUGGAGCGUCCAGAUGCCUUCUGGAUGAGGGGAACGGCAGGCAAGUAUAUAUGAUGCACAGGGCAGCACCUUCUGCCUUUCCGGUGGAAAAAUAA
Klebsormidium nitens is the source of this 510-nucleotide messenger RNA. NCBI's taxonomy places the organism in Eukaryota, Viridiplantae, Streptophyta, Klebsormidiophyceae, Klebsormidiales, Klebsormidiaceae. The record is from the annotation of a GenBank genome assembly.